ACUUUAUAGUAGGGCCUAGCUAGUAGAAGUCUCGAAUAGUAUAUGAUGUCUCCCACAAAACAAGGAGCACCCGGAGAGCUAGAUGGAGGCAAACGUCCUGCUAAAGACCCAAAUAUAAGGUUCGAAGGGGACGAAAACCAGAUACGGGGAAAUUGGUCGCAUCCGUUUGAUUUCAUCUUGUCCUGUUUGGGCGUGGCUGUUGGUUUGGGCAACGUAUGGCGGUUCCCGUACCUUUGCUACAGAAAUGGGGGCGGUGCUUUUCUCGUCCCCUACUUCCUGAGUUUGGCUUUUGCUGGCAUGCCCCUGUUCUUCCUGGAGAUGAACUUUGGCCAGUACUGCAGUUUGGGGAUGCUGACUUGUUGGCGAGCUCUGCCCAUCAUGAAAGGAUUGAGCUAUGGGCAGUUUCUCGUGAACUUCUACCUUACAAUCAGUUAUGGUGUUGUCAUCACCUACACCUUCUAUUACUUCUUUGUUUCCUUCACCACACUGCUACCUUGGGUGGGAUGUGGGCAAGUCUGGAACUCUCUCAUGUGCAGUGACAUUGUUGGAGAUUGUCUAAAAGCAGGAGGUAUCAUCACCACAAACAAUGAAUGUAUUCCCAUAAUGAAUCUCACACAACCUGACCUGAUGGACCUCAACGUUACAACGGAUGGCUUAGGGAACUUCAGCCUCGCUAACUACACUGAUCCUUUCAAGGCAAUGCGUAAGACGCCAAGUGAAGAGUAUUGGAUACGAGCUGUUAUACAAGAGACCGAUACGAUGAAUGAAACUGGUGAAAUUGUAUGGCAACUACUGAUAUGUCUCUUCGCUUCCUACUUUGUUGUAUUCAUGUGUCUCAUAAAGGGAAUUAAAACAGCAGGCAAGAUUGUUUACUUCACAGCUACCUUCCCCUAUGUUGUCCUGAUCAUUUUGCUUAUUCGAGGACUAAUGUUGCCUGGCUCUGAAAAAGGCAUUUCAUUCUUCAUUACUCCUCGUUGGGAAUUCCUUGGCAAACCAAAGGUGUGGCUUGAUGCUGUGGUACAGAUUUUCUACUCGUUAAGCGUCGGCUUAGGAGGAUUACACACCCUGGCAUCCUACAACAAGUUCCACAACAACACUUUCAGGGAUACCAUGAUUGUCACUCUUCUAAACUCAUUCACAAGCCUCCUGGCCGGAUUUGCCAUCUUCGCUAUUCUUGGAUACAUGGCAGACUUGCAGGGUGUUGAGGUUGAUGAUGUCGUACGACAAGGUUUUGGUCUUGCAUUUAUAGCCUACCCAGAAGCAGUAGCUAGGAUGCCUGCUGCUCCUGUGUGGUCAGUGCUGUUCUUCUUUAUGCUCAUCACCUUAGGUGUCGACAGUCAGUUUGUUUCUAUUGAGAAAAUGUCAACGGGACUCAUAGAUGAGUUUCCUAAUAUCUUCCCACCGCACAGACGAGUUUGGGUCAAUACUGGAAUAUGCCUGGUACUACUUCUGUGCAGUUUAACUUGUAUUACACAGGCUGGACCCUACUGGAUGUCACUCCUGGAUAACUACGGCGCUAAUUUCGCCAUGGUGCUGUUCGCUUUCCUUCUCUGUGGUGGACUCAGCUGGCUGUAUGGUGUCAGAAGAUUCAAGAAUGACAUCCGAACUAUGCUUGGUAACAAGUUUGUGGACUCCUGGUUCUUCAUGUGGUGGCCGUUUAACUGGGCCGUCUUGACACCAAUGUUGAUGGGGAGUGUCCUCAUCAUGAACUGGAUAAGCUGGACCGAGCCAGAGUACAACGGGGAGUACCCGCUCUGGGCUAGGGCCAUUGGCUGGAUGAUAAUGAUCAGUACACUCCUGGGAAUUCCUGCACAUGCAAUCUUUGAGUUCAUCAGGAACAAAGGGAAUUUUAUGGAGCGCUUGCGUGCAAUCACAUCUCCUGCAGAUUCUUGGGGCCCCGCCUUGGUGGAACAUCGCAGGGAGGCGGCAGAAGUACACACCCUUUAUGGAACAACCAUGGGCGGGGUCGUUGAAUGGAACAAUGGCAACGUGAUCAAUGGAAACACAAAAUAUUUAUCCCUCAAAAAAGAGGACGUCCAUGAAGCAGCAGUUUGAAGGAAAAAAAUAAAGUUGCUAUGAUAAAGACUGAAAAGAGUUCCUUCGUCGAGGAGAGUUAUAACCCUCGGAAAGGGACAAGGCAUGUUUUCCAGAAUCUUCCAAAUCUUCCUAUCAGUUUAUCGUGCCCAGAACCCGUGCUGUGUCAUUUGCAGAUCGCUCACUCUCCUGUUUUGGACCAAAACAAUGGAGCACUCUCCCUAACCACAUCAAGGAUGCUAACAUUAUUCACAUUUUUAAGAAACUCCUCAAAUGUUUUCUAUUCCAACAAGUGUAUCAAAAUUAAUUUCAUCCAACGGUCUUGUGCGCCUUUGACCAACUUUGGUGAUUUUUGGUGCUAUAUAUUCCCAUCAUUCGCUCUCUUCAUUGGCUUCCAAUUCACCAACGCAUCCACUUCAAAAUUCUUCUUCCUGUGUAUAAAGCUUUUCAUAAUUUGGCUCCGGUAUAUCUCCAAGACCUCAUAGCCCUUCAGUCUUCUUCACCUUCGCUCUUCUUCAAUAGCUCAUUUCCGGCUUUCCCCGGGACCCCGCACCAUGACACGCUAUGGCGAUCGGGCCUUUUCAGUCAUAGCUCCAACACUUUGGAACAAGCUACCCACCCACAUUCAAGCAGCUCCUUCAUUGGACACUUUCAA
Molecule: messenger RNA, 2689 nt
Organism: Asterias rubens (European starfish)
Lineage: Eukaryota; Metazoa; Echinodermata; Asteroidea; Forcipulatida; Asteriidae
Product: sodium- and chloride-dependent neutral and basic amino acid transporter B(0+)-like
Exons: 13
Coding region: 43-2055 (670 amino acids)
Biological process (GO): sodium ion transmembrane transport
Cellular component (GO): membrane
Source: RefSeq, a predicted model, not a curated record